AUUUUUUUUUCUAAAUAUAUGACUUCGUCAACAAAGUUCGAAAAUGAUUUUAUACAAAUAAUUUUUCUUUGUACAAAAAGAAAUUUAUGCUAAAAAGUGUUAAAUAGUCUGAUUGUCAAUAACUGCUUACAGCUGUUGUGUGAGUGCAAAAGAGACAACUAUAGAGCUGGUGUUAUAAAAAUCACAUUUUCGAUUUCCAAAAAAAAGAAAAAAUUAAAUAAAAACGAAACUUCCGGACGGACAAACAAUCGUCUUGAUUGUCGAACAAGACGAGAUUAUAAAAUCAAUAAAGGAAAUCCUAUAAUCAACUCCACAACAUCUCCUCCGUCGUCGUCAUCAUCGCUUUGGUCACAUACACAUAACAGAAAUAAAAUAGUAGAAGCAAAAUCUCUAGAAAUUUAACAAACAACAUAAAGUUGUUAUAAAAACAAACAAAAACAACGUAGAAUACUAAAAUAUUUGGAAAAAAGCAAGAAAAAAAAGAUUUACGCCUCGUCCUCUUCUCCUCCCCUUUUGUAAAAAUCAAUAAAAAUAAAACACACACACAGACACAAUGGAGUUACGUGUGGGUAAUAAAUAUCGCCUUGGACGCAAAAUAGGCUCUGGUUCAUUUGGCGAUAUCUAUCUGGGCACAACAAUUAACACAGGCGAAGAGGUGGCCAUUAAAUUAGAAUGUAUACGCACCAAACACCCACAGUUGCAUAUUGAAUCAAAAUUCUACAAAAUAAUGCGUGGUGGCAUUGGGAUACCGCGGAUUAUUUGGUGUGGCAGUGAGGGUGAUUACAAUGUUAUGGUUAUGGAAUUAUUGGGUCCCUCAUUAGAAGAUUUAUUCAAUUUCUGCAAUCGUCGCUUCACACUGAAAACCGUGCUGCUAUUAGCCGAUCAAAUGAUAUCACGCAUCGAUUUCAUACAUUCGCGUGAUUUCAUACAUCGAGAUAUAAAACCGGACAAUUUCCUUAUGGGCUUGGGCAAAAAAGGAAAUCUCGUAUACAUAAUUGACUUUGGUCUAGCGAAAAAGUUCCGUGAUUCAAGAACCAUGAAACACAUACCGUAUCGAGAGAAUAAAAAUCUUACCGGUACCGCUAGAUAUGCCUCGAUCAAUACACAUUUGGGCAUUGAGCAGUCAAGACGUGAUGACUUGGAGUCUUUGGGCUAUGUGCUCAUGUAUUUCAAUUUGGGAGCACUGCCCUGGCAGGGAUUAAAGGCCGCCAACAAACGACAAAAGUAUGAGCGUAUCUCAGAGAAGAAACUAUCAACUACGAUCAUUUCCCUGUGUAAGGGCUUCCCUAGUGAGUUCAUAAAUUAUUUGAAUUUCUGCCGCCAAUUGCAUUUUGAACAGCGUCCCGACUACUGUUAUUUGCGCAAACUGUUCCGUAAUCUGUUUCAUCGUCUGGGUUUCACAUAUGACUAUGUCUUCGAUUGGAACCUAUUGAAGUUCGGUGGACCACGCAAUCCUCAGGCCAUACAGCAGGCUCAGGAUGGCAAUAAUGGACAGCAACAGGAUGGCAAUGGCCAACAGCAGCAGCAACAACAGACGACCCAGCAACAGCACCAACACAGUCAAAAUCAAAUCAGCAGUGGUGUGGCGACUGUGGGCGCCAGUGGCACUCAGCAGCUUAUGAGCAGCGGCGGUGCAGGCGGUCAAACAUUGGUUAGCAGUAGUGGUGGCAUGAUGGGUGCUGGCUCCCAAAUGCUAGUAGGCGGUGGCGCUGGUGGCAACGGCGGCCUCACUAUGGAUGACUCAAUGGCUGCCACGAAUUCAUCACGUCCUCCCUACGAUACACCUGAACGUCGUCCCUCGAUUCGCAUGCGCCCUGGUGGUGGUGUUCAGCCGGGCGGCGUUGUUACCGAUAUAAGAAAUGCAAAAUAAUAUCUUAUCUUUUAGAUUCUUUCUUUAUUGCUAUCAAUCUAUCGUCGUAUAUGUUUUUCUUUUUUACUUGCGUCUCUAUGUUUAAAAAAAGAAAACACACAAACAACUGAUUUGGAAACAAAAAACACCGCUCGUGUGUCUGUGUGUGUAUGUCGUCGCCCUAGUUUGUAGGAACUUGUAUAUUUUUUAGAUGUUUUUUUUUAAUUUCAUUAUUAUAACAAAAUGCAAUUAUAAGUUUUCCUUUUCUUCUUAGAAAUUAAAGAAAAACAAUUCGUUUCAUAAUUUCUCAUCAUCACCAGCCAACAACCAUCCUCAGAAUUUAUAAGAAUUAUUUUUUGUUAAAUAAUGAAAUGAAGAUUUAAUUUUGUAGAGAGAAGAUUAUGAAACUGGUAAACCACUAUUUAGGAAUAGAACUACAUAUUUGUUUUUAUUAUUAGUAAUAAUAAUUUUUAUUUAAAGAAAAAAUUAAAAAAAAAAGUUUUGUGAAAAUCCGGGGAAAAAAGUGUGGCUUGCUUUAAAAAUGACGUCUACUCUUAGAUUUUGUAAUUUUUAACACUACAACUUAAAGGGGAGUAAGAAUCUAAGCAAGUUAUUUUUUUUUCUUUUGCUUUCUCUUCUCUCAUCUAAUAAUAAUAUCAUCUUCUGUUAAACAAAAAAAUAAAACGAAAAUUAUUAUUUUUCCUUAACAAAAAAACGAAUAUUAAUUAAAUGUUAUGCUUUAUUUUGAAAUGAACAGAAAUAUACUAUUAUACAUAAUACUACAUAUAAUUAAUUUACCUUAUGAUUAUUGUAAUUUUAUACAAAUAAAUGAAGUUUAAAUAUAAACAAAAACUAAAAAAACAAUAUCUUCUCUCUCACUCUCGUUCUGACUUUCAAUUUGACAAAAAAUAAUAAUAAUAAUAAAACAAAUUUAAUAAUUUAACAGAACUGCAACAUAUGCUCUAAAAGAGAUCAUUUAAUUUAAAAAAUAAAAUUGUACAUUAUAAAAACACAUUUUACAUAUGUAUAACAUGGGUUUGGUUUACUUUAGACAAAAAAUGUUGAUACACAUUGUUGUAUUUAAAAGAGAAUUUUAAAGUGCAUUUCUUUAAAAUGUUAAUAAAAUUUGUUCAACUGUUUUGAUUCUUUCUUUUUUUAGAAAACAACAAAAUUAUAAAUUAAAAUUUUUAACAAAAAAAUUUUAAACAAAUUUCGAAUUUCAUUUCAAAAAGUUGAUCUCAAAUUUUAUUUCUCUUUUAAAUUCAUGCUAAUAUAAGGGUAGAUAUUAGGAAUAUUUAAAAACUAUGUUUUUUUUUUUAAAUCUAUAUUUAGUUGCACUGCCAAACAUUUUCUCCUUGGAUUACAUUCAAAAAUUUCUCAUUGCUUAUUUAACAACAAAAAUUAAAUGUCUAAUUUAAUUUCAAGAAAAAUCUAUAAAAUAUCCAAGUGACUUCUAAAUACUUUUGAAUCUUUUCAGUUAUAUUUUAAAAACUAACCCCAGUGUAUCAACAUUUCAUGACCACAAAUUUCCUUUUUUAUUUUUAUUAUUCCCUACAAGCAGAAAUAUUUGUUUUUAUUGAAUAAAUCUAGAUGUAGAUCCUACAUACUAACCAG
This is a messenger RNA of Lucilia cuprina (Australian sheep blowfly), 3463 nucleotides long. RefSeq names its product discs overgrown protein kinase (gene dco). The record is from RefSeq and is a predicted model, not a curated record. Gene Ontology annotation, biological process: endocytosis; peptidyl-serine phosphorylation; signal transduction. Gene Ontology annotation, cellular component: cytoplasm; nucleus. Bases 554 to 1870 code for a protein of 438 amino acids. The transcript is spliced from 3 exons. Lineage: Eukaryota; Metazoa; Arthropoda; Insecta; Diptera; Calliphoridae. Gene Ontology annotation, molecular function: protein serine/threonine kinase activity; ATP binding.